Dromaius novaehollandiae (emu) is the source of this 1353-nucleotide messenger RNA. It is a transcript of the gene MFAP2, whose product is annotated as microfibril associated protein 2. The transcript has 10 exons. The record is from RefSeq and is a predicted model, not a curated record. Bases 16 to 1023 code for a protein of 335 amino acids. NCBI's taxonomy places the organism in Eukaryota, Metazoa, Chordata, Aves, Casuariiformes, Dromaiidae. Gene Ontology annotation, cellular component: microfibril. Gene Ontology annotation, biological process: embryonic eye morphogenesis.
AUUCCAAAUUUUCCCAUGCAACGGCGAUGCCGAAAGCGGCUCCGGCGCCUUUGCAAGCGGCCGGAGCGCUCGGCUCGUCCCGGGGGGCUAACGGGAGCCGGGGAGGGGGGCAAUCCCACGGGAAGCAGGCGGCAUUCCCGCGCUGCCGGGGGAAAGAGGGCCCCACGGGCCGGCGGCUUCGUGCACCAGCGCCGCCGCCGCGGGUCCUCGCUUGCAGCCCGGCCCAAAAUCCCUUUUUUUCUUUUUUUUGGGGCUGCAGCUUUCCAGGCAGAGGAGGAGGAGGAGGAAGGGGAAGGAUCAGGUGUAGCAUUAGGACCCAGCGGAGCCCCCAUGCUGGAGGUAGGAGCUUCUCGCUCAUUUGGGAGCUUUUGGGAGCAGACGGAGGAGCCCACGGCGCUGCGAAAGGACCGGACCAGCACCCAGCACCCCGAGCCGACCGAGCUCCGGCUCCCUCCCGGCCGCGUCGCCGUCACCAUGAGAGCGGCGCCUCUUUUCCUGCUCUGCCUGCCAGCAGCGCUCCUGGUCCAGGGACAGUACAGCCGGUUCGAAGGCAUCACCUACCCCGAGCCGGUGCAGUAUUCCCAGUACGACCAGCAAGCAGAAAUCCAGGAUUACUACGACUACCACGAUGUGACCCCCCGCGCCCCCGAGGAGCAGUUUCGGUACCAGUCGCAGCAGCAGUCGCAGCAGGAGGUCGUGCCGGCCCCCACCCCAGCCGCCGUCCCGGAGACCGAGCCCACGGAGCCGGGACCGCUCGACUGCCGGGAGGAGCAGUACCCCUGCACCCGGCUCUACUCGGUGCACAAGCCCUGCAAGCAGUGCCUGAACGAGAUCUGCUUCUACAGCCUCCGCCGGGUUUACGUGAUCAACAAGGAGAUCUGCGUCCGCACCGUGUGCGCCCACGAGGAGCUGCUGCGAGCCGACCUCUGCCGCGACAAGUUCUCCAAGUGCGGGGUGAUGGCCACCAGCGGGCUCUGCCAGACCGUGGUCACCUCCUGCGCCCGGAGCUGCGGCGGCUGCUGAACCCCCCCGUCCAUCCAUCCAUCCCCCCCCCCAAAAAAACCCCCCCCCCACCAUUGCUCUCCCUCCUCCUCCUCACCAUGGUGCUAAAGAAACAGUGCAUGAACCAGCAUAACGGUCCAUUUUGGGCACGUACAUAUAUUAUAGGGGGGUUUAUUGUUUUUUAACGAACGGUUGUUAUUAUAUUUGUAAGGGCGCCCGGGGGGGGGGGGGGAGGCUGAGCCGGCGCUGCCCUGGCCCGCCUCCCCCCCCCCCCCCCAGCCCCGUUUUUUAUUAUUUUUUGGGUUUUUCCUUCUUUCUAUGUAGAGUAUCCAAAAGAAAAGUGUAAGGGUU